Messenger RNA from Aplysia californica (California sea hare), 970 nucleotides. RefSeq lists its product as uncharacterized. Lineage: Eukaryota; Metazoa; Mollusca; Gastropoda; Aplysiida; Aplysiidae. The transcript has 3 exons. The record is from RefSeq and is a predicted model, not a curated record. The coding region runs from base 1 to 936 and encodes 311 amino acids.
AUGGGCGUAGAGGGCCUGCUGUGUCAAGUGUACGGCCCUGACGUCUCCGUGGCGUGGCGAGAAUUUCUCCUCUCCAUGGUCUUGCUGGUCAUCGGCUUACUCAUGUUGGCCUUCUGCAUUGCGGCACAGAAGAUGGAGGAAGCGGCUGGAACCAACCUAACAAUACCCUUCAGUUCUCAACAACAGAAUCAAAAGCACGUCUAUAACUAUAAGUUGGAGCCAACAGAGCAACUCUCUCAAGUUCUCAGCAACAGAAGAAAACCAGAGCGCUUUGGUCUUGGUCCAGUUGGAGACCUCUCCAUAAGUCCGUUCACCAUUGAUCCCAGGAACAUCCUCAAACGCCCUGUGUCUGGGCUCUCCUCUGACCUUGACCUUGACAUCACCAAGCACAUCCAAAAGUCUCAACCCACCACUGCCGCGGCAACUUCUCCCCAAGUGAGAAAGGAACCCGACACCCUUAACGCACCACCACCGUCACCCACAAUACCUAAACUUACAACCACUCAAGCAGAUGAAGAGAAUGCUAAUACUAGCAUAGGCCUAGAUCUAGCAACCGCUGCCUACGGCCUUAUUCCCCCGGCGCCAUCUUUGAACACUAGCUUCAUCAGGGGAAAUUACUCCUCGCUUGAGCUUGCUAGCUCGGUGUGGUUAUGUGCCCUUGUCGAGGUCGCGUCUGCUGUACCGGAAAGCGUUGUGUUGAACAUCACUCUCAGCACGUUGGUUUUGCUUUUCUUGCUUUACGCGACACAGAUCAACAUUCCCUCCGUGGUCACUACACUUCUAAUUCUGGCUAUGAAGCGAUAUAUAGUUGAUCAUGUGGUACGACCUUAUAGAUCCAUACAUCUGCCCUCGGAAGUCGACUCAGACAUCUCUAUAAACUCGUUAUCGGACGACACAGAAUCGUUUGUCACCGUGGCAGGCAAAGUGCAGGCCUGAAAACCGCGCAGUGGCAGGCAAACAUCUUUGUAAA